Molecule: messenger RNA, 1651 nt
Organism: Gavia stellata (red-throated loon)
Lineage: Eukaryota; Metazoa; Chordata; Aves; Gaviiformes; Gaviidae
Gene: GPATCH2
Product: G-patch domain containing 2
Exons: 10
Coding region: 1-1524 (507 amino acids)
Molecular function (GO): nucleic acid binding
Source: RefSeq, a predicted model, not a curated record
AUGUUCCGGGUCGCUGAGCCUACCCCGACCCGAGCUCAGGCGGCGAGAAAGAGCUGGCAUUUCAGUAGGACUAUGGAGGAGCUGGUUCAUGAUCUAGUCUCAGCACUGGAAGAAAGUUCAGAGCAAGCCAGAGGAGGUUUUGCUGAUACUGGAGAUCAUUCUCGAAGUGUGUCUUGUCUUCUAAAGCGACAGGCAAGGAAAAGGAGGGGACGAAAAAGACGUUCAUUUACCACCCAUCAUCCCUGGGAGACUGGUCAUUGCUUAAGUGAAGGUUCUGAUUCCAGUUUAGAAGAAUCAAACAAAGACUACAGGGAGAAUCAUGCUAAUAAGAAAGACCACAGUGACUCUGAUGACCAGUUGUUGGUUGCUAAACGUAGGCCUUCCUCAAACUUAAAUAACAUUAGAGGCAAAAGACCUCUGUGGCAUGAACCAGAUUUGGCUGUUGACAGUCUGGGAAACAGAACUUUGCGCAGGAGAAGAAAGGUAAAACGAAUGGCAAUAGAUCUGCCAUCAGAAGUCUCUAAUGCACUGACAAUAACUCAACAGCAGGAUAACAGCAGAGAUCAAGAAAUGGACAAUGACAAUAAAACAUACCAACACCAAGAGUUUUCUAAGAGCAAAGUGAAAAAAAGAAAAGUAGCUGCAGCUCGACAAGGACCAGAAAUCUUGGAUGAAGGAGUAGUUAUAGAAAAUGAAGAACUGAACCAAGCAAAUAAGGACAAAAUGGAGUAUGAGGAGCAGAAAGGCUCAGAUGAGAACAUGAGUGACAGUGAAUCCAGCAGUCUGAGCAGCAGUGAUGCUGGUUUGUUUACCAAUGAUGAGGGAAGACAAGGUGAUGAUGAGCAGAGUGAUUGGUUUCAUGAAAAUGAAUCUGGUGGAGCAUGUGGAAUUACGGGUGUCAUUCCGUGGUGGGAACAAGACGACUCUGCAGAACUGGAGAAAGAAUUGCCUGAUCCAGUCUUUGAAAGUAUAUUAACCGGUACUUUCCCUCUUAUGUCCUGUUCAGGGAGGAGAGGUUUCCAGGGUAGAUUUAGUCAUCUUCAUGGAAUGCCAGCAAGAAACAUAAAAAAGGCUUCAGGAAACCAGAAUGCAUUGAUAACUCCAGGACCAGGCGGUAGCAGGAAAACGGUUCACUUGUCCCAGGAUUCUCUUCACCAUGACCACUGGUUUAGCCCUGGGGCUAGGAAGGAACAUAGCCAGCUUCAACUCUUGCGAGACAACCGAUCAGAAAGAGGACACAAGAAGAACAGCUCUGUAAAAACAGCUAGCAGGCAAACCAGUGUACAUUUAGGAUCGUUGUGCAUGGGAGACAUCAAACGGAGAAGGAAAGCUGCUCCCCUGCCAGGACCCACAGGGUUUGUAGGUGAAAACACCCAACCAAUCCCAGAAAACAACAUUGGAAACAGAAUGCUUCAGAGUAUGGGCUGGACCCCUGGCACGGGCCUUGGACCAGACGGCAAAGGGAUAGCAGAGCCAAUACGAGCCAUCCAGAGACCAAAAGGACUCGGACUUGGAUUUAGCUGACAGAAAUGCACUCUGGCUGCCCGAUAAAAAUAAAGCUCAAAAUUACUUUAAAAAGACAAAAAAAAAGAAAAAAAAUUGCAAACUUAUAUUAUUUGUUGUGAUCGGCAAAUCCAGUUACUCUUCUCUC